GGGAAGCUUUGCUCGUAAGUCACGUGUGUCUUGCCGGUUUGCCAGGUUUGCUUGCCUGGGCCAGUUUCGUCUGGAGGUGUCUGGCCGUCGUCAUCAGUUUCCUCAUCAUCACAAACCCGAGAGCAAUCCUCACCACCACCACGCAACUACAUGCAGCGCUAGUCCCAGCCUUAGUCCAACAUCGUGGGAAUCGCAAAGUCCCUCCAAAUCAGACACCCGCACCCACCAACCAUGGUCGCAGCAGAAGCCCGAGUGGGGGCGAUUGCGCCGAGGAGUACGUCAGCCGGGCAGAGAAUCGAACCCGACCUCCGACUCGAGAUCCACUCCAGCGUCUCCCCCGACGAGACGAGUCCGCAUCCUAUUAUAAUCUGGCAGCCUACCAACACCACACGCAAGGCGCUUUGGCGUCCUAUCUUCGACUUUCAACGAUGCUCGUGCGGGACACUGCUACCGAGUUCUUCUCGGUAGUCUAUCAGCAGGAAGAUGGCUUCCCAGACGACAGUCGAGGGGCUCACAACCACAGCCACUUUUAUCGGAUUCGCUCUUAUCGCGCUAAUUGGAGGGAAGGCUUCCGUCACCAUAGCCAACCGACUACGGCAUCGACAAUUGACUAUCGAUACAACAAUACAACUGGAUGGGUAUGAAGAUCGGGAUGGAAUCGCUACGGAACAAUCGAUCAAGGCCUUUUCCGACAAGCCGUCACGCGUCGCACUGGCAAUCGGCAUCGUCAUCGGUGUUUGGCUGUCCCUAGCGGAAGUCGUUGUACUCGCCAUAGUCUCUUCAUCUAUCAACGGUCUCACACGAUGGAUGCGGCUGGGGGGUUGGGGUAUGCUGGCCGCCAGUACAUUCGCACUAUGGACGGAAGAGAAAUGCACGCUUCGGUUCAAACAGGGUCUACAAACAAGCAUAGUAUGCCUUGCUAUGAUGUUCAUUCUAGCCGCAGACCAGUAUGAAUGCUACAAGGGAUUGGAGUUCUCCUUCCUGCCAUGGUUCUUUCUGCUUGGUCAGUCAUGCGCUGCUUUGGGUGCUUGCGUGGCCGGAAUCUCGCUACCUCGUCGACCGGAUGUGUUCCACAAUGGUGCAGUGGUGGAUCGCAAAGCAUCCACAUCGUUCUUAAACCAACUGUUCUUUGGAUGGGUGGGCCAAUUGCUUUCUGCAGGCCAGAAAGAUCAGCUUGAAAUCGGCCAUCUCCCUGAGCUUGAGCACAGCAGUCGCUCGCCGUAUUUGUUCGCCGCGUUCAGCAAGGCACGAAUGAUUUCAUCGACAUUGAGCCUCUGGAGGGCUCUCAUUCUUAGUCAUCGGAGAACUUUGCUUAUUCAACUCAUGGUGACCAUUUUGAACGCAUCCAUGGCAUUUGCACCUCAAUUCUGUGUCUUGGCCAUUUUGCAGUGUCUUGAAAACGACCCUAGUGACCCACGAUUGUGGCUCUUUGUUCCUGGACUCGGCGCAUCGACUAUAGCCUCGGCUCUUCUGGAGAACUGGAACCUCUACCUUUCAUCUAAUAUGAUUGCUGUAAGACUGCAAGAACAGCUUUCUACAGCCAUAUACGAUAAGGCAUUACGUUGUCGCGCGGUUGGAAAUGCCGAAACUGAUCCUCAAAGAGCUAACGGUGGAACCGCUCCAUCUAGUCAGAGUGCUAUGAACUUGGUAGCAGUGGAUGCAAAAAAGGUGGCAGACUUUUCGGCGGUGGGGUUCCAUCUCUACGAGGCACCGUUGAAACUCUGCAUUGCAGCUAUCUCGAUUGGUCGGCUACUCGGACCUAAGUCCCUUCUAGUUGGAGGCUUGGUGCUUCUUCUCGUCUCUGCUGGGAAUGUAUACUCGGUGAGAAAGUUUGCUACAGAGCAGAAGAGCCUACUGAGGUCUCGGGAUAGUAAAAUGUCUAUUAUCAAUGAGGUCUUACAGGGAAUCCGCCAGGUGAAACUGUCCGCUCUGGAGGAAAAAUGGCAAGGGCGCAUUAACGACUCACGGAGGACGGAGCUGCGAAACCAAUGGCAGGUAUACAAGUGGGAGCUUCUCAUGUUCGUCGCUUAUAAUAUCACCCCGGUUGUGGUAUCCGCCGCUUGUCUAGGCACGUACGCACUCUUGCAUGACGACAUGCCGGCAUCCCUCGUCUUCACCUCUGUGUCGUUGCUUGGUGCACUUGAAACGCCUCUUGCCAUUCUUCCGCAAAUACUAUUGAAUGCAACAGGGGCGCAGAUCAGCCUGCGACGCAUCGAACGCUUCCUUCACUCUCCCGAGAAUGACGUGGACCCGUCACCCGCCGAUGGUGUCGUCCUCGAUCAGGCGACCAUUUCCUGGAAUGGAGGUCAGUUCGCCAAAUGCUUUAUGCUGAAAGACCUCACUCUCACCUUUCCACCUGAUGCUCUGAGCAUUGUUACUGGUCCCUCGGGCUCUGGCAAAAGCCUCGUUCUCGCUGGCAUUCUUGGCGAGUGCGACUUCCUCCAUGGUUCUGUACGACGUUGUCCGAUAUCUGCAAUUGCCUAUGUUGCUCAGGAGCCGUGUCUGAAAGAUGGCACGAUCAGAGAAAACGUACUCUAUGGCCUUCACUUUGAACCGGAGCGCUAUAGACGUGUUCUUUUUGCCUGUGCCUUAGACAGUGAUAUCGAAUGUCUGGUAUUGAAGGACGAAACCCAAAUGGACAUUCAAGGAAGCAACUUCAGUGGUGGCCAGAAAUGGCGAAUUUCGCUAGCGCGUGCACUAUAUUCCGAUGCCAAGAUUAUCGUCCUGGAUGAUAUUUUCAGCUCUAUUGAUUCUCACACGGCGCAGCACUUGUACCAGUAUGCGUUGACAGGGAGGCUCGCCGAGGGGCGUACUCGUAUUCUGGCAACGUAUCAUCUGGAGCUAUGUUUACCAAGAGCCGAAUACGUGGUCGCUCUUGAUGCAAGCGGGUUGUGUUACGCUGGACCCCGAAAGAAUCUCCGGGAGAUGGGCAUAUUCAAGGAUAUGCCUCAUGCUGCGGCAGGAUUGGAGAGGAUUCCAUCCCAUCUCAGGAAAGGAUCUCUAGUGUCUAACGUCCACACAUCGGAGAAUUGGAUUAGCACCCUCCUUCCUAGUGAACAAGAGCAAUUAGACGAUGCACUUGGGCAAGCUGGCUUGCCGGAGGAUAUUAGAGCACGAGACCGGAAAUGGCGGAACCGCCAGCGGAUAUUCCGUCUCACUGACGCCAAAUAUCGCUGCCUAUUUCUCGUGCUUCUGCACCUGAGUUACAGUGGGCUCGCGGUUGGUCGAGGUCUCUGGAUGAUGAUGUGGAGCAGCAGCAAAAAUGACAGCGGAUAUUCCGAAGCAGUGCAUACGUCAGACAAUGCCCAGCCUACCGGAGGGAACGUCAAACUGUUCUUACUCAUCUACUUGUUUUUGUCAGUCAGUUCGUGCAUCGUCGCAGUAACCCGGAGCUUCCUGGCUGUGCGCAUAACUCUGAAGAUGUCGCGAAGACUGUUUGAGAAAUUCCUCUCGUCCAUAUUGCGAGCCCCCCUUCAGUGGCUCGACAAGCUGCCAGCGGGCAACGUGUUGAACAAUUUCUCGGCCGACUUUAGUCUGAUCGAUUCGCGUCUUGGGUAUGACCUCAACUAUGCACUUGGUGUUGUAGUUGACCUUCUCGCUAUCGUGCUGGCAGCAUCACUGGUGAAUGUCUGGCUAAAUCUUCUUUCUGCUUGUUCCCUCCUACUUGCCUUUUACUACGGAAGGAUGUUUAUUAGAAAGAUCCGUGCUAUCAAGGAACUCGAGAGCACCAUGCGAGGUCCCGUGCUUCACCAUUUGUGUGCCACAAUGGAUGGCAUCAUGACGGUGCGCGCCUACCAGCAACAAGAAACCUACCGGGAGGAAAUGUACGGCAAAAUUGACCGGCAUUGUCGUGCGUCUUGGAGCCUUUGGCUUCUUACGCGUUGGAUUGGCGUACGCGCAAGUGCUAUCGGCGCCAUGUUCACCACGGCGGGGUCCUUCCUCAUCCUGUCCUCUAACAGCGUCACUGCCUCAACAGCCGGGUUUGCUAUCACCUUCAUCAUGCGAUACAGUGGGGUCAUGUCGCAGGUUAUUAGGCAGUAUGCAAACCUCGAGAUAUCUCUCAACAGUGUUGAGCGCGUCUCAUGGUCACUCGACGUUCCGGAGGAAAAGUACGACUCUUGUGAUGCGAUCCCAGAGUCUUGGCCUACGGAGGGUCAGUUGGACGUGUCCGACCUGGUUGUCUGCUACUCGCCUGAUUUGCCGCCCGUUCUUUCGAAUCUCUCGUUCUCCGUCCCGCAGAACACCAGAGUCGGAGUCGUCGGGCGUACAGGCGCGGGCAAGUCGUCACUGGCAAUGGCUCUGUUCCGAUUCUUGGAAGCCCAACAGGGAAGUAUCCAUAUCGCGGGGGUGGACAUUUCAACAGUCCCGCUGCAUCAGCUGCGCACCCGACUUACAAUUGUCCCGCAAGAUCCGAUCCUGUUUACGGGAACAGUGCGAUCCAACCUGGACCCAUUUGACGAGCAUUCAGACCAGGAGCUUCUCGCAUCAUUGAAACGGGUCCAUUGGGCUGUCUUGGACAUGGAGGACCGCGACGAUCACCCCAGCUCUCCUUUGAUAAAGCUAGACGACAAUGACCGCGACAACAGCCAAGACCGCGUCGAUGAUGUGGAAUUGGAGUAUCAGCACCCACCCAGCGUCCUCAACGCCGAAGUCACAGAACGGGGAUCUAAUUUCUCCCAAGGCCAGAGACAAUGUCUCUCCCUCGCCCGAGCCAUACUACGACGUCCCAAAAUCCUAAUCCUGGACGAAGCCACCUCGGCCAUCGACAAGUCGACAGACGCAGUGAUUCAGAAGUCCAUCCGGGCUGAAUUUGGCCGGAAUCACUCUUCUCUGCUAGUGAUCGCCCAUCGGAUCAGCACCAUCGUUGACUUUGACCGGGUCCUCGUGCUUGACGCUGGCCGCGUAGUCGAGUACGGCACCCCGCGCGAGCUGGCAUCUAACCGAAACGGGAUAUUCCGCAGCUUAGUUGAGAGCAGCGUCGGAAGCGACUCGUUAUUGCAGACAAUGGAAGCCGCUUCUACAUAAGUCCGUCCAGCCUAUUCCACAGGGGCUCGGAAUAUCCUCCACCUCCUCUCAACCAGGCAAUCAAACCCGACACUGAGGCCAAUAGCUCCAUAACGAGCCACAAGACCCCGUCCGAGUUACCUACGCAUCUCG
This is a messenger RNA of Aspergillus sclerotioniger CBS 115572, 5157 nucleotides long. RefSeq names its product ABC transporter family protein. The record is from RefSeq and is a predicted model, not a curated record. Gene Ontology annotation, biological process: transmembrane transport. NCBI's taxonomy places the organism in Eukaryota, Fungi, Ascomycota, Eurotiomycetes, Eurotiales, Aspergillaceae. The transcript has a single exon. Gene Ontology annotation, cellular component: membrane. Gene Ontology annotation, molecular function: ATP binding; ABC-type transporter activity; ATP hydrolysis activity. The coding region runs from base 484 to 5025 and encodes 1513 amino acids.